AUGGAAGGUAUUGUGGCUGACGUGAAUUUCAUCUCCGAGCCAGUUGCUCACAGGCUUUCUCCAGAUGUCAUGCCCGGCGGAGCACCAUCACCAAAUGUGAUGCAGCUGCCUGCUGGUUUCCUGACUCCGACCAGUCCUGAUCUGCGACCAACUUCGCCGUUCCGAAUGGUGUGGCCUGCGCAGUCGCCGACAAAGCCAUUUGGACAUCGCUUCGCCCGCUCCUUGAGCCCUCCAGUGCGGACCCCGUCACCUGCAGUGCGGCAGGGCAUUGCCUUCGCACCAAUCCCUUGCUGCGGUGCAACUCAGUGCAUGAGUGGGGCGAAUCGCGGAAGAUCUCCCCCGCCACAGCCAACAUCUCCAAAAAGUCUCACCAUUCCUUCGAUCAUGCGAGCAGCCAACCCCAGUUCUCAUGCUGGGAUUGUCGUGCCGAUGAGCGACGGCUAUCAAGAGCAACAAAUGGCAGAGCUGCUUUCUGGGCCACCUCCAUCGGAGCCAAUUUCAAUGGCACACGACAGCCCAGCAGCGCAAGUCUUUUCACCCGAGGCGGCGCACGGCGGACAGGGCUUCGUCCCAAGUGCGGCUUGUGGAGCUCCUCACUCCCAUUCCCACUCUCAGAUGCAGGCGGUUCAGGAGGUCCAGGCGGCGCAGGCGGCGCAAGCAGCGCAGGCGGCGCAAGCAGCGCAAGCGGCGCAGGCGGCGCAAGCUGUCCAAGCAGCCCAGGCAGCCCAGGCAGCGCAAGCUACUCAGGCAGCGCAAGCUGCUCAGGCUGCGCAAGCUGCUCAGGCUGCCCAGGCAGCAGCCCAGAUGCAAGCUGCACAGGGGGUUCAAGCUGCGCAAGCGGCCGCUGAAGCAGCACAAGCAGCCAGGGCACAAACGGUCCACACUCCAAACCUCCUGACAGCAUCGGCCCAGGCCGCCCAGGGUGCGAUGGGAGGAAGCCCAGCAGCGAGUGUGUCCGGCAGCCCGCAGCUGGAAAACAGGCAUGUGGCGCAGGUCGCCAUGACGACGCAGCCCUCUCAUCGCUGGGUGGUGUGCUGCUCAGAUUCAGAUCUACCUCAAUCUAUGUUUCGCGAAAGUUUGUUCGGUCCCUUUGCUAGGUUAGGGAUGAAUUUCGUAGCUCCUCAUCUGUGUUCUUGUGCAUCACCAUCCGGCUGGCUUCCUGGCUUCGAGGGUCGAGGCCGUGCGAAACUUUCUGACCCCGCAGUUUCGACCGAGAUUUCUGCAUGUCGAAAUUCGGUAUGCGCCUUCCUGGAAGGACCCGCCUCAAAUACGCUCUUACAGCAUGGCCCAAAGAUUUCACAAGCGCUUUCCCAGGUUGCGCAUCCUGUAUGGGGAGUGCAUGCCUUUUUUUCGCGAGCCUUGAGAAGCCUGUGUCCGUUGGGUUCUCUGUUCCGAUCGAGAGAGAGAGAGAGAGAGAGAGAGAGAGAGAGAGAGACAGAGAGAGCUAAUAGUAGCCAUUUUGGCUCAAGCCGUGAGUGCUCAAGCCUCGAGCCCGGGGGGAGAGCGAUCAGAGGGGGAGAGGCUCAACCGCGCCGAUCCACAGAGAGAGUGUGUGCCGCCGAGUGA
Molecule: messenger RNA, 1566 nt
Organism: Symbiodinium necroappetens
Lineage: Eukaryota; Dinophyceae; Suessiales; Symbiodiniaceae
Source: the annotation of a GenBank genome assembly